This is a messenger RNA of Diversispora eburnea, 406 nucleotides long. The record is from the annotation of a GenBank genome assembly. Lineage: Eukaryota; Fungi; Glomeromycota; Glomeromycetes; Diversisporales; Diversisporaceae.
GAAGAAAAUUUACUGAUAAAUAUUUUGGAAGAAACGGGAGAAAUGGGAAAAAAAUCAUCCGAAAUAAAUUGGAAUAGUAUAUACGAACAAUUUAUCGAGAAAAGAGGCAGGAGCGACAGAGAUAAAAAAGCGCUACAAGAAAGAUAUAGAAAUUACAUAGAUCCUAAAGUACGUUUGCCCAAUAAACGAAAAAAAUUUACCUUUACAGAGAAUCAAACCCGUUCAAUAAUUGAUUAUAAAAAAAAUGGAAAAAUCGGCUGGAAAGAAAUAUCCGAUAAACUUAACGAGGUUAUUGAUAUGCAAAAUGAGCUUAACAAAGCGAGUGAUAAGGAAAUUAAGCUCCUCCCCUGCUGUACGCCAAAUCAAGUAAAGAUAAAAUAUAAUGCCGUAAUAAAAACAAUAAAAG